Messenger RNA from Funneliformis caledonium, 822 nucleotides. Lineage: Eukaryota; Fungi; Glomeromycota; Glomeromycetes; Glomerales; Glomeraceae. The record is from the annotation of a GenBank genome assembly.
AUGGACCUUAGUCGAUAUUAUAUUGGCAAAGGAAGAGAACAAGAAGUAGAAUUGUUAUCUGAUGAUGAACUUUCAGAUUUCUACUCACAAGGAGAUUAUGAAGAACUUGCGAAAAUCGAAAGGCGAAUAAGAAACAUAUUUUUGGUAUAUGAAAAGGUUUCAUAUAUAAAUGUUGAUCAAAUAUUGGAUCUAUAUCAUAUCUAUUACAGUGAAUUUAAUUGGGAUAAUUUCGCGAGAUCAUCAGACACAACUUUAUCUGAAUUCAUACGCGAAAUUUGGCCUAAAAGUUUCAAUAUUACAACUUGUCCACAUAAUAAGUCGGAAUGGAUUUCUUUGCUCUCUCCAAAUACACUUCAAGAUGAACCUUUUUAUAUGACCUUUGUUACAAAGGAAAUGAAAUCAAACAGUUAUGAUAAGGGUUUUUAUGAUAUCAGAUUCGGUCACGAUACACGAAAGAUUGAAGAAAACAAGUUAUUGAAAAAGCAAGAACAAAAGGCCGAACAAAUCCUAUGGAAAACGCGACAUUUAUUUCCCAAUAAAACCAUUUUAAAUUCAUGCUGUUUUGAAUUAUUGUAUAAAGAUUUGUAUAAAGAGAAUGUUGAUAUUAAGUCGAUCGGAUAUCAAAGUUUUUCGGAUUUGUUGCGCAAUUCUACAAUCUGGAAAUCUCUUGGAAACGAUAGAUUUAUUAUAGAGAGGGAAGAAGAUCAAAAAUGCGACUCUUUAUUAUUGAGGAAAGAAAUUGUAAGGCUAAGCGACUUGCAAUUAGUGGCAAUAUCUAUUUUAUCAAGCAAAUAUUAUGGUGAUCAUCGUGCUAGAAGUUGA